CAGAAGGCUGCCCUCUGCUCCUGAGUGAAGGCUCUGUGAAGCUCUGGACCCCCUGGCAGGACUGAAGCAGCUGGAGGCUGUUACAAGACCAGACCACCAGCAACCCCUGGAUCCUGCACAGGACCCUGAGACCUCUUCCUGGAAUUCCCACCUCUUUUCCUCCAUCCAGUACCAGCCCCAAAGAGAAACUUCCAGAAGGAGCUCCCCGUUUUCAGUUUGCCAGUUGGCUUCCUGUCCUUCUGUGAGGAGUACCAGUGUGAAGCAUGCAGCAGGACGGACUCAGCAGUGUGAAUCAGCUGGGGGGACUCUUUGUGAAUGGCCGGCCCCUUCCUCUGGACACCAGGCAGCAGAUUGUGCAGCUAGCAAUAAGAGGGAUGCGACCCUGUGACAUUUCACGGAGCCUUAAGGUAUCUAAUGGCUGUGUGAGCAAGAUCCUAGGACGCUACUACCGCACAGGUGUCUUGGAACCCAAGUGUACUGGGGGAAGCAAACCACGCCUGGCCACGCCUGCUGUGGUGGCUCGAAUUGCCCAGCUAAAGGAUGAGUACCCUGCUCUUUUUGCCUGGGAGAUCCAACGCCAGCUUUGUGCUGAAGGGCUUUGUACCCAGGACAAGGCUCCCAGUGUGUCCUCUAUCAAUCGAGUCCUUCGGGCACUACAGGAAGACCAGAGGUUGCACUGGACUCAACUCAGAUCACCAGCUGUGUUGGCUCCGGUUCUUCCAAGUCCCCACAGUAACUGUGGGGCUCCCCGAGGUCCCCACCCAGGAACCAGCCACAGGAAUCGGACUAUCUUCUCCCCGGGACAAGCCGAGGCACUGGAGAAAGAGUUUCAGCGUGGGCAGUAUCCAGAUUCAGUGGCCCGUGGGAAGCUGGCUGCUGCCACCUCUCUGCCUGAAGACACGGUGAGGGUUUGGUUUUCUAACAGAAGAGCCAAAUGGCGCAGGCAAGAGAAGCUGAAAUGGGAAACACAGCUGCCAGGUGCUUCCCAGGACCUGACGGUACCAAAAAAUUCUCCAGGGAUCAUCUCUGCACAGCAGUCCCCCGGCAGUGUACCCUCAGCUGCCUUGCCUGAGCUGGAAUCAUUGAGUCCUUCCUUCUGUCAGCUAUGCUGUGGGACAGCACCAGGCAGGUGUUCCAGUGACACCUCAUCCCAGGCCUAUCUCCAACCCUACUGGGACUGCCAAUCCCUCCUUCCUGUGGCUUCCUCCUCAUAUGUGGAAUUUGCCUGGCCCUGCCUCACCACCCAUCCUGUGCAUCAUCUGAUUGGAGGCCCAGGACAAGUGCCAUCAACCCAUUGCUCACACUGGCCAUAAGAGGCCUCUAUUUGGCAGUAAUAAAAACCUUUUCUUAGAUGUUA
Mus caroli (Ryukyu mouse) is the source of this 1357-nucleotide messenger RNA. It is a transcript of the gene Pax4, whose product is annotated as paired box 4. Gene Ontology annotation, biological process: regulation of transcription by RNA polymerase II; anatomical structure development. Gene Ontology annotation, molecular function: DNA-binding transcription factor activity, RNA polymerase II-specific; RNA polymerase II cis-regulatory region sequence-specific DNA binding. The record is from RefSeq and is a predicted model, not a curated record. Lineage: Eukaryota; Metazoa; Chordata; Mammalia; Rodentia; Muridae.